ACUUUUUUUUUUUUUUUUUUUGGUCUUAUGGUGCGCUGAGCAUUGGCGAUUAGUUCACCCACUGGCUGCUCGCAAUGUCAACGGGAGGUCAGACCACAGCAAGCCGGGAUAUCCCAACCAUCAGACGGGUCAUCAUCCAAGAUGCUGCUUUGAUGCCCAAGGAGUACAGCACAACACCCGGAGGGACCCUGUUCAGCACCACCCCGGGAGGAACCAGAAUCAUCUAUGACCGGAAGUUCCUCCUGCAGUGUCGGACGUCUCCUCUGGCGCGCACGCCUCCCAGCCUGCCCGACAUCCCGGGGGUCACCAGGCCCCACAAGCCUCAGGGCUCCUCCCAGGCUGACGCAGCUUGCCCCAACAAGAGAGCGAAUAAAAACGCCAAGCAAAGCCUGCAGGCGGACGAGGGCGCAGGCGAGGAACCCCUGUUUGAAAUGGACAUUUGACGUGUGAGACAAAACGCCAUGCCCCCUGGAGCUAAAACACAAUUCCUGCCAUUUUCAGUAUUUGUGUAAAGUUACGAAAGAAUUAAAGCUCUUUCUUUUUAUUUUUUACUGUUAAAUGUUGUAAUAUUUUGUAAUACCACAAAAUACCUAUGUCUGUCAGUUUACAAAUUUGUCUAAUGUAAGUAAAACAUGAAAUUUAUAUUUAAAAAAAAAAAGUUUCUUCUCUG
Molecule: messenger RNA, 670 nt
Organism: Myripristis murdjan (pinecone soldierfish)
Lineage: Eukaryota; Metazoa; Chordata; Actinopteri; Holocentriformes; Holocentridae
Product: eukaryotic translation initiation factor 4E-binding protein 1-like
Exons: 3
Coding region: 75-443 (122 amino acids)
Biological process (GO): negative regulation of translational initiation
Cellular component (GO): cytoplasm
Molecular function (GO): eukaryotic initiation factor 4E binding
Source: RefSeq, a predicted model, not a curated record